Messenger RNA from Chenopodium quinoa (quinoa), 875 nucleotides. RefSeq names its product desiccation protectant protein Lea14 homolog. The record is from RefSeq and is a predicted model, not a curated record. Lineage: Eukaryota; Viridiplantae; Streptophyta; Magnoliopsida; Caryophyllales; Amaranthaceae. Gene Ontology annotation, cellular component: cytosol. The transcript has 2 exons. The coding region runs from base 130 to 621 and encodes 163 amino acids. Gene Ontology annotation, biological process: response to desiccation.
ACAUCUUAAGGCAAGAGAGCCCUCUCAACCUCUAUUUAUAUAAAGGCCUGACCAAUCCCAAAACAAGAAGCAUCGCUUAAACAAGAUCAAUAGCAAAUCAUCUUCCUUAAUCUCGAUCAUAAAAAAAAAAUGGCAGGAUUAAUAGACAAAGCAAAAAACUUUGUGGCGGAGAAGAUCGCAGAUAUGCCAAAACCAGAAGCAAACAUAGAAGAUUUUGAUCUGAAAGGAGUUAACAAAGAGGGUGUUACUUACAGCGCUAAAGUUGGUGUUAUGAACCCUUAUUCUCAAUCUAUUCCUAUUUGUGAGAUCACUUACCUCCUUAGAUGUGAUGGCAGGGAGAUACUAUCCGGUACCAUUGCAGACCCAGGAUCCAUUAGGGGAAAGGAGACUACAAUGCUUGACGUGCCAAUGAAGGUGCCACAUAGCAUCAUAGUGAGCUUGGCAAGGGAUAUCUUUAGGGACUGGGACAUUGAUUAUGAACUUCAGUUGGGUCUUGUUAUCGACCUCCCUAUCAUUGGAAACUUUACCAUUCCCCUUUCUUCCAAGGGAGAGAUCAAGCUUCCGUCCAUCAGAGACUUCUUUGGUGGAGGAGGAGGAGAAGAGGAGGAAAAGAAGGAAUAAACCUCAUGAUGUUUGAAAGAAAAAAAAAACAUACUGCCUUUUUUUAUGCCUCAUUUCAUAGUUUCAUGUUGGUUAUAUUUGGGAAACUCACUCUUGAGGUCUCCCUUGUACUAGUAUAUCUUACAGGAACAUUUCGUGUUAUCACCAGAAUUUUGCUUGUUUUGGUGCUAGAGUUCUUGUAAUUAUAAACGCAUUGGUUCUUUUACGUGCUAUAUGUUAUCAACAUUUCAGUGGGCUAUCCGCCUAUCCCUAUA